AUGAAGCGCACGGCGGAGAAGUCAUGGUCCGCAAGUCAGUCGUCGAGUCAGCUGAAAUACUCAACGCCGGCUAAGGAGCACACAGCGGAGCAGGCAAAGGCCAAGCUCAAGCUCAAGAUCGCGCCGGCUAUGCGAGCUCGCGGCGGAAAUGCAGACUGGAUGCUGGACAUCGUGCUCGCGGAAAGUGCUGGACCUGAUGCGGAGGGUGCGGAAGCCGGCGAAGCUCUUCAGCGCAGGCAGAUCGUCUUGAGAGCUUGCAUAGAGCCGGUGUGGAGGAGAUCCAAGAGCAAGCUGAAGUCUUCGGUCUAUCUUUCGCAAAUGGUCGAGCAUCGACGAGGAAGUCUUCGGUUUGGUGUGCAGAGCGAGGACAGCAGCUUGAGGGACAAGCAGGAUGCCGUCAUAAAGUGA
Messenger RNA from Recurvomyces mirabilis, 408 nucleotides. RefSeq lists its product as uncharacterized. The coding region runs from base 1 to 408 and encodes 135 amino acids. The transcript has a single exon. NCBI's taxonomy places the organism in Eukaryota, Fungi, Ascomycota, Dothideomycetes, Mycosphaerellales, Teratosphaeriaceae. The record is from RefSeq and is a predicted model, not a curated record.